Corythoichthys intestinalis (scribbled pipefish) is the source of this 4172-nucleotide messenger RNA. It is a transcript of the gene ankrd50l, whose product is annotated as ankyrin repeat domain 50-like. NCBI's taxonomy places the organism in Eukaryota, Metazoa, Chordata, Actinopteri, Syngnathiformes, Syngnathidae. The record is from RefSeq and is a predicted model, not a curated record. The transcript has 3 exons. Gene Ontology annotation, molecular function: protein binding. The coding region runs from base 196 to 4170 and encodes 1324 amino acids.
AAUGCUUUAAUAUCUCGUGCAUGUAUGAACCGAUAGCCAUUUUGCAAUCACGUGAUCGAUCGCUUGCGCUACUACUGGGGGAGUUGAGUUCUAUGAGGAGGUGGCACACGCAACGGAGCAGCACUCGCUGAAGAAGAACAAGCCAUUUCCUUCCAGGAAGUCGAGAGGAAAGCAGCAGGAAGCAAAGAUGGCGUCAUGAGCGACCCCGGCCUCCCGCGCGGUCGCCGCUUCUUCUGCCGGGAAUGGGCGCUGGACGUACUCCGGCGCAGCCUGGAUGCCCGGCGCGCGGCUGGGAGCCCGUCGGGGGUCCUGGUGACGGGUGGCCCAGGGGCGGGGAAGACGGCACUGUGCGCUGAGGCGGCGCGGCACGACUCUGAGGCGGGUCGGGCGUCCGGGUUGGCAUCGCGCUGCCUAGUCCGGUACUUCUGCCGACCGGAGGAGCCCGCCGGCGCUCUGCCGUGGCGCUUCGUGAUGGCCUUGGCGGAGCAAUUGAGAACGUCGGCGCCGCUGCCACCCGAGCACGCCGCCGACCUGCGCCGCCGACCGCUGCCAGACGCCCUCGGGUGCCGGGCGGACCCGGAUCUCGCCUUUCAGAGAUAUGUCCUGAAGCCUUUGCUGGACUUGCCUCCGCCUCCUCAGACCAUGAUGAUCCUGGUGGACUCUCUGGACGUGAGCUAUCAGGGAAGUUCCGGGGGCACCGGGAAGAACCGGUCCAUCACGGAGCUUCUGGCGGCUCACCAGAACCUGAUGCCCGGCUGGAUCCUGCUGGUCUGCUCGGUCCGUCGUCAGAGCAAGGCCGUCAGCAAAAUGUUUCCAGGUAGCUCUUGCUCAAAGGCAGUGAUUUUUAGGUACUGCCCGGUCUCUAAAACUUUUUGCUUGUCAGGUUUUCGUAAAGUCUGCCUGGACGACAUGCGUCGGCCGGAACCUGUCCAUGAUGCGCAAAAGUACAUCCUGAAACGUUUGGACAGGGAGGCGGCGCUUCGCCGUCAGGUCACCCCGGACACGGCGGACAUGUUAAAUUUGCUCCACAUAAAGAGCGGCGGCUGCUUCCUGUACCUGGAGCGAGUCCUGGACGGCGUGGCCGCCUCCCUCAUAGGGCUCCGCGAGAUCCGGGAUAUUCCGGGGACCCUCAACGGUCUCUACCUGUGGCUGUGCCAAAGAUUAUUCCCCCGGAGACUAUUUGAUUACGUCAAGCCUCUGCUUAACGUCAUCCUGGCGGCCCCCCGCCCCCUCGCGCCACAUCAAUUGUUCGCAGCGCUCUUGACACGCGACAAACUACUCAGCGUGGAGGAGUUCCAGAACAAGCUCCGCACCCUGGGCCCGCUUCUAGUAGACGGUCCCGAGGGCAGCAAACUCCUUUUCCACAACAGCUUUGCCGAGUGGCUAACAGAUAUUAAGUACUGUACUCAGAAGUACUUGUGCGACCCAGCCGAGGGGCACGGCACGCUGGCCGUGGCGCUGACGCAAAGAGGACCCCGACUGAAUUCGGAGGAGGCCGUCCAACUGGGGACGCAUCUGGUGUGCUCCGGUCACCAUCGGGACAAGCCCUGGAUUCUGGCUCUGUGGAUGAUCUGGGCCGACGUUCCCGCCCUGACGUUGUCCAGAAACGAAUUACUGUCCACGUUGGUAACUCAAGCGCCAGCCUCAACCCACCAGAAAGUCCUUCAGCUCUUCAAGAUUAGCGGACUUGUCGCUGCAGACCCGAGUCUUUCCGCGCACGGUGAAUUGACGGACCCCGAACUCCAUAAGGUCUGCGCUUCUGUGAACCACGGUUCUACUGAUGCGCAGACUUCUCUCGCCGACGCGGUCCUGGAGGGAUCCGCGAAGCAAGUCCGGCUGCUUCUGACCACUGGAUCUGACCCGCUCCUCGGCGACAAACAGGGUCAAACCUCGCUCACGUUAGCCUCCAGACAAGGUCGCGUAGACGUGCUGCGGGUUCUGCUAGACUGGAUGCGGACGCAAGACGUGAGGACCGCAUCAGAGAUGCUGGAGCACGCCGACGCAGACGGCUGGACGGCCUUACGGUCCGCGGCCUGGGGCGGGCACGGCGAGGCGGUGAGGCUUCUGCUGGACGCGGGGGCUGACGUGGACGGGUGCGACGUGAAAGGGCGCACCGCCCUCAGGGCUGCGGCCUGGGGGGGUCACGAGGAGACGGUCCUCAUCCUGCUUGACUACGAUGCUCAAGUAGACACAACUGACUCUAAAGGCCGCACCCCUCUGAUUGCGGCCGCCUACAUGGGACACCCCGAGGCGGCAGGGGUGCUACUGGACCGCGGGGCCCAGGUGGACUUGGCCGACAACGACGGGCGCACGGCUCUGUCGGUCGUCGCCCUCUGUGGCCCUUCGGUACCUGGGCGCCAGGGUUACGGCGAGGUUGCGAGCCUUUUACUGGAGCACGGCGCCGAUCCGGGACACCGAGACAACGACGGCAUGACCCCGCUGCUUCUCGCAGCCUACGAGGGCCACGAUGACAUCGUGGAACUUUUGCUAGACGCUGGCGCUGACGUGGACGAGACCGCUCGUCGCGAGGGGGAUUCGCCGGCCAAGGCGCCAAUGACCCCCCUGCUGGCUGCCGCCGCUAUGGGCCACGUGCAGACGGUGUCCCGGCUCCUCUUUUGGGGGGCCGCCGUGGACGCCAUUGACGACGAAGGUAGGACGGCGCUGAGUCUGGCGGCGGCACAGGGAAGCUCCGAGGUGGUCCGCACACUCCUAGAACGGGGUCUGGAUGAGAAUCACAAGGACGAUCUGGGCUGGACUCCAUUGCACGCCGCGGCCUGCGAAGGCCACAGGGCGGUCUGCGCUGUACUAACAGAGCGAGGUAGCAUGGCGCGGGUUGGCGAAAUGGAUGUCGAGGGCCGUACGGCGCUGAUUCUGGCGGCACAGGAAGGACAUCUCGGCGCUGCCCGAUUACUGCUGGAUCGCCGCUCGCCCAUCGACCACAGGGCCUACGACGGACACUCGGCUUUGAGCGCCGCCCUUCUGGAGGGGCGCAGCGAGGUGGCCGAGCUGCUUUUGCGACGAGGGGCCGACGCCGAUGUGCGAGACGCGGAGGGGAGACCGCUGCUCUACCUCCUGGUUUUGGAUGGGCAGCUAAGCAUGGCCUCUCUACUCCUAGAGAAGGGCGGGCCGCCUCUGGAAUCCAGAGACUCUGAGGGCCGGACCGCCUUGCACGUGGCUUCCUGGCAGGGAAACACGGAUGCGGCGGACUUGCUCUUGAAGCACGGAGCCGAUCCAAACGCUCGAGACGCGGAGGGGAGGCCGCCCUUGCAUUCGAUGGCAUGGACGGGGCGCGCUGAGGUGGGGCGCCGUCUCCUGUCAGCGAGCGGCAUCAACGUAGAUCUCGCUUGCCAUCAGGGGGCGACGGCUCUGAGUAUCGCCGCUCAACAAGGACACGCCGACGUGGUGUCCGUUCUACUGGAGGGAAGGGCCAAUCCCAACCACAUGGACAAAUACGGCCGGACCCCCGCGAUAGUAGCGCGGAGGCAAAAGCACGAUGAGGUGCUUCGGCUCCUGGAAAACUUUGGGGCCAAGCCCUGCCGGAGUCUGGCGCCCGGCACGGUUUCUCCUAAUAAAAAGAUCUCCAUACCUAAAACAGUGACCUCCUCAUCAUCACCGUCUUCAGCGGGUUCCACAGCAGGGUGUCUACACUCCGCCCACAGCUCUCAGACAUCGUCCACCGGACACUCGUUGGCCACCCUGCAGACAGUUCCGGCCGACACCCUCAGCUUCAUCCAACAGAUCCAGCAGCAUUCGUUACCCCGAAGCCGGAGCCGCCCUUCGACACUACCUCCGCCGCCCGGUGGUUUGGGAAGCAACCGGCGGACUCCGCCCGAAGCCGGACCCCCUCUACCUCUUUGCGCCGUCAAUUCCGAGUUGGCCUCUCAAGCUUUGUCCCGUGAAAUGGAAUAUGGGGACCGAAUGAACCAGAAAAACUUGGAGAGAAUACCGGGACUCUGGGAAAAUAAAACUCGCCAAAACAGAAUAAAGGGCCCCCGACAAAAAGAUACUUGGGACCCCCCACCCAAGCACAAUGUUGCUGCGAUGACCUCAGGUGUCAUGGAGGUCUCCAUGCAAACCUCUGACCCACAGCUCAACUUGAAGCAGGCCAUUAAGCUGCAGUUCGAGGGUCCCACCAGGACUUCCUUUUACAAGAGAGAGACGCCGCUAUGACC